UGAUCGUACGCUGCCCUGCCUUGAUAAUAAGUUGUCCUUCCAUUGAAAAUGUCUGAGCUGCAGUCGUUUCGCGUGUUCUUAAAUAGGCGCUUAAUUGAGGCUGCUGCGGAGAUUUUGGGGGCAUUUGAGAGAACAAUAGAGGAAUACCAGCUUGAGAAUGGUCGGUUACGAAGAAUGCUGCAGAUCAAGCCGGAGAUUGAACAAUGUCAAAUAGACUCCCUGCAGGUCUCUGUCUCUGAAGAGGAGGUUCCCCCUGAGCAAAAACACUGUAAGCAGGAGUGGAGACCCAGUCUACAGCAGGAGGACCCAGAGCCCAGACAGAUUAAAGAGGAAGAGGAGGAACUCAGAACCAGUCAUGAGGAAGAACAGGAUCAAGGUCUCUUUGAUUCCAAAGACUCCAUAUUGACUCCUCUCUGUGUGAAAAGUGAAUGUGAUCAGGAAGACCCACCUUCCAGAGAAACACCAGCUGAAUAUCCAUCUGUCAGUGGACUGAAAAUGUCUAAACUCCAGUCGUUUCAUGUGUUUCUCAAUGAGCGUUUGAUGGUGUCGGCAGCUGUGGAGAUUUUCAGGGCAGUUGAGAAAACUGUGUCAGAAUACCAGGAAGAGAAUGAUCAUCUCCGGAGACUGAUACAACUCACCCCAGAGAUACAGUCAUGUACAAUAGGCACCCUGAAGGUCUCUGUCUCUGAAGAGUUUUCACCUGAGCAGAAACACUCUGAGCAGGAGUGGAGCCCCAGUCUGGGGCAGAAGGACCCACAGCCCACACAGAUUAAAGAAGAACAGGAGGAACUCAGAACCAGUCAGGAGGAAGAACUGGAUCAAGGGCUCUUUGAUACCAAAGACUCCAUAUUGACUCCUCUCUGUGUGAAGAGUGAAUGUGAACAGGAGAACCCGCUUGUGGAGAACAGAGAGACUGACUUUCCACCGUCAUCCUCAGCACUAUCCUGCCCUUUUUGUGACAAGGUGUUCAAAUUAAAAGGGAAUCUGUCCAAGCACAUGAGGAUUCAUACAGGGGAGAAAACAUUUAGCUGUGGUGAAUGUGGGAAAAGUGUCAGUUCAGAGGCUUACCUUAAUAGGCAUAUGCAGACACACACAGGGGAGAAACAAUUUACCUGUGAUGACUGUGGAAAAAGUUUUAAAUGGAAAAUAGUACUGGAAAGGCAUAAACGGACUCACACUGGAGAGAAACCAUUUAUCUGUGGUGAAUGUGGGAAAAGCUUCAGUUGCAAGGCAAUCUUAACUGUGCAUACACGUACACACACAGGAGAGAAACCAUUCAGCUGUGUUGACUGUGAUAAAAGCUUCAGUCAGAAAGGGGACUUAAAUAGGCAUAUACAGACACACACUGGGGAGAAACCGUUUAACUGUGUUGACUGUGGGAAGAAAUUUAGUUUUGAAGUUUCUUUAAGGAGACAUAAAUUGAUUCACACAGGAGAGAAACCCUUUAGCUGUGGUGAAUGUGGGAAAAGCUUCAGUUUAAAGGAAAACUUAACUAGGCACAAACUGACUCACAGAGAGAAACUAUUUACCUGUACUGACUGUGGCUUAAGCUUUGUUCAUAAGGAAGACCUAAAAGGGCAUAAACUGACUCACACAGAAGGUAAAUCAUUAAUAUGUGGUGACUGUGGAAAAAGCUACAGUACGAAGAAGAUCUUAUCUAGACAUCAGCUGAUUCACAAGAGAGAGAAAUCUUUGAGUUGUGGUGUCUGUGGGAAAAACUUCAGCCAUAAAGGGGACCUAAAAAGGCAUAUGCAAACACACACAGGAGGGAAGCCUUUUAGCUGUAAAUGUGGGAAAAGGUUCAGUCUCAAGAAGAACCUGAACAGGCAUGAGCUGGCUCACACAGGAGAGAAAUCAUUAAGUAGUGAAGAAAUCACAACUAAUAUCUAAUCGCCCACAUACUGACUGACGAUGGAGUCAAACAACAUACCUGUUCAGCCAGUGGGACAAAACUCUACUAAGUAAUCAGAAAAACAUCCACAAGGAAGGAAAACAAAAUGAAAAAGACAUACAAGGAAACAGAAUUUGUGUAAAGAAAGUAAACCAACUUUGGAUUAUUGAUACUGUGGGUUCAGAAAAGGAAAUUGAUCUAUGAUGAAUUGACCAGGUGUUAUGUGGAGUUGGGACAGUAAUGUAAUAUGGUAUUUUGACACUCACACAACUCCAUUCAUACCCUAGUGGCCUUAGAAUCACAACCACAGUGUAACAUUGGUGAAUUGUGACUGACUGAUAUUAACAAAUAUACACAACAUAUAUUAAAAAGUUAUGAAGAA
Esox lucius (northern pike) is the source of this 2273-nucleotide messenger RNA. RefSeq names its product gastrula zinc finger protein XlCGF57.1-like. Gene Ontology annotation, molecular function: RNA polymerase II cis-regulatory region sequence-specific DNA binding; DNA-binding transcription factor activity, RNA polymerase II-specific. The coding region runs from base 49 to 1890 and encodes 613 amino acids. NCBI's taxonomy places the organism in Eukaryota, Metazoa, Chordata, Actinopteri, Esociformes, Esocidae. The record is from RefSeq and is a predicted model, not a curated record. Gene Ontology annotation, cellular component: nucleus. The transcript is spliced from 3 exons. Gene Ontology annotation, biological process: central nervous system development; regulation of transcription by RNA polymerase II.